Messenger RNA from Hordeum vulgare subsp. vulgare (domesticated barley), 580 nucleotides. Its product is annotated as flowering-promoting factor 1-like protein 5. Bases 37 to 348 code for a protein of 103 amino acids. The record is from RefSeq and is a predicted model, not a curated record. NCBI's taxonomy places the organism in Eukaryota, Viridiplantae, Streptophyta, Magnoliopsida, Poales, Poaceae. Gene Ontology annotation, biological process: regulation of flower development. The transcript has a single exon.
UAGAGCUAGCCGGGAAGAACGGUACCACAUCGAUCGAUGGCGGCGGGCGGCGUGUGGGUGUUCCGGAAGGACGGGGUGAUGGAGCUGGAGCGGGAGGCGUCGAGCAGGAAGGCGCUGGUGUACGUGCCGGCGAACGAGACGAUGCGGUCCCUGCGGGCGCUGGAGCGGCGGCUUGGGUCGCUGGGAUGGGAGCGCUACUACGAGGACCGCGCCGUCGUGCAGCUCCACCGCCGCGACGGCAGCGUCGACCUUAUCACGCUCCCGCGAGACUUUGCGCGGUUCCGCUCGAUCCACAUGUUCGACGUCGUCGUCAAGAACCGAGGCCACUUCAGGGUCGUCGACCUCUAAGCAUGCGCACCGGCCGGCCAGUCAAGCUUACAAGGUGUGUGUUAAUCGCUGUGCGUUUGAUCGAUCGUUUGACAUUUGCGUUUACCUGUAGAGACCUCUAGACAUCUCCGUACCUACUUUCCCUGGCCAGUCGAGGUUGCAAGAUGUGUCUGUGUGUCGUUUGUUGUGCGUGUGAUCGAUCGUUGUGUAACAAACUUAUAUCUUGCACUGUUUGGCGUUUCCCGUGUUCGUA